CAACGAUAAUAAUCAGAAUAAAAGUCCUCUGUUAGACUAGUUUUAUGCUAAUCUAUGGCAAGGAAAAGCAAGUCAAAUCUGUCAGAAUUGUAUCUAGAAGAAAACAAAGAUCAGAUAUACGAAAAUGCCCUUGCUGAGAUCCAGUCCUUUGAGCUGCCUCUUGGAACCACCCUAAGGUCUGUAUAUGAUGACCAACCAAAUGCACAUCAGAGGUUUAUGGAAAAACUAGAUGCCUGCAUACGUAACCAUGACAGGGAGAUAGAAAAGAUGUGCAAUUUUCACCAUCAGGGCUUUGUGGAUGCUAUUACAGAACUUCUUAAAGUUAGGGCUGAUGCAGAAAAAUUAAAGGUCCAAGUUACUGAUACCAACCGAAGGCUUCAGGAUGCUGGGAAAGAGGUGAUAGCCCAAACAGAGGAAAUCAUUCGAUGUAGAGUUCAGCAACGGAAUAUUACAACAGUUGUGGAAAAACUACAGUUGUGUCUCCCAGUGCUGGAAAUGUACAGCAAACUAAAAGAACAGAUGAAUGUAAAAAGGUACUAUUCUGCUUUAAAAACAAUGGAACAGCUAGAAAAUCUAUAUCUUCCUAGAGUUAGCCAAUAUCGUUUUUGCCAGAUAAUGAUAGAAAAUCUUCCAAAACUGCGUGAAGAAAUAAAAGAAAUAUCCAUGUCAGAUCUCAAGGAUUUCUUAGAGAGUAUUCGAAAGCAUUCUGACAGAAUUGGGGAAACUGCCAUGAAGCAGGCACAGCAGCAGAAAACCUUUAGUACUACUCUUCAGAAGCAGAAUAACGUAAGCUAUGGUCGGAAUAUGCAUUUAGGUAGAAGCAGAAUUUUGGAAUUCAAGAAUGAAAUUACAUUGAAGCGAACGUUUGAAGAUGAUGACGAACAUGAAGAAGAGGUUUUAACUGCUCAAGAUCUUGUAGACUUUUCUCCAGUCUACAGGUGUUUGCACAUCUACUCAGUUUUGGGUGAUGGAGAAAUAUUUGAAAACUACUACAGAAAACAAAGAAGGAAACAAGCAAGAUUAGUUCUACAGCCACAGUCAAGCAUGCAUGAAACAGUAGAAGGCUAUAGAAGAUACUUCAGUCAAAUUGUAGGUUUCUUUGUAGUAGAAGACCACAUUUUACAUGUAACCCAAGGAUUGGUAACUAGAACAUAUACCGAUGAACUCUGGAACAUGGCCCUUUCCAAGAUCAUUGCUGUUCUUAGAACACAUUCAUCAUAUUGCAGUGAUCCUGACCUUGUUCUGGAACUGAAGAAUCUCAUUGUAGUAUUUGCUGAUACUUUGCAGGGCUAUGGUUUUCCUGUGAACCGACUAUUUGAUCUUUUAUUUGAGAUAAGAGACCAGUACAAUGAAACACUUCUUAAAAAGUGGUCUGGACUGUUCAGGGAUAUUUUUGAAGCUGACAACUACAGCCCUAUUCCUGUAGCAAAUGAAGAGGAAUACAAAAUAGUUAUAAGCAAAUUUCCUUUUCAAGAUCCAGAACUUGAUAAGCAAUCCUUUCCAAAGAAGCUUCCAAUGUCUCAGUCAGUGCCUCAAAUUUAUAUCCAAGUUAAGGAAUUUAUUUAUGCAAGCCUUAAGUUUUCAGAGUCACUUCAUCGCAGCUCAACUGAAAUAGACGAUAUGCUCAGAAAAUCUACAAAUUUGCUGCUUACAAGAACUCUAAGUAGUUGUUUACAGAACCUAAUUAAAAAACCUCAUAUAGGUUUAACCGAGCUUGUUCAAAUAAUCAUAAACACAACGCACUUGGAACAAGCCUGUAAAUACCUAGAAGAUUUUAUAUCUAACAUUACAAAUAUUUCACAAGUGACUGUUCACACUGCAAGACUUUAUGGACUUUCUACAUUUAAGGACGCAAGGCAUGCCGCAGAAGGAGAAAUAUACACAAAACUUAACCAAAAAAUAGAUGAAUUUAUUCAGAUUGCUGAUUAUGAUUGGACAAUGUCUGAAUCUGAUGGAAGAGCCAGUGGAUACUUAAUGGACCUUAUUAACUUUUUAAGAAGCACGUUUCAAGUUUUUACUCAUUUACCUGGAAAAGUGGCCCAGACAGCUUGCAUGUCAGCCUGCCAGCAUCUUUCAACAUCCCUAAUGCAGAUGCUACUGGACAGUGAAUUAAAACAAAUAAGCAUGGGAGCAAUUCAGCAGUUUAAUUUAGAUGUGAUACAAUGCGAACUGUUUGCUAGUUCUGAGCCUGUGCCAGGAUUCCAGGGAGACACCCUGCAGUUAGCUUUCAUCGACCUCAGACAACUCCUGGACCUCUUCAUGGUGUGGGACUGGUCCACCUACCUGGCUGACUACGGGCAGGCCACCUCCAAGUACCUGCGGGUCAGUCCGAGCACGGCCCUCACGCUCCUGGAGAAAAUGAAAGACUCUAGCAAAAAGAACAACAUUUUUGCUCAGUUCAGGAAGAACGAUCGUGACAAGCAGAAGCUAAUAGAGACUGUAGUAAAGCAACUUAGGAGUUUAGUGAACGGUAUGUCCCAGCACACUUAGGCCUGGUAAAUCGACAGUACCUCAUCACGUCAAGAGGUAUUUCUUAGCCACUAUUUCUACUAAGCAAACAGUGAUAUCAGUUAGGACAUCCGUUUGACCGAGUAAAGGAAAAAUGCAGUAGACGGCUUGUACACGGAGUCUUCAGCAAACAAUUCUUUGUACGUAUUUUUAAUGGAUCAAAUACUAUUUUGUAUAUUGUAAACAAAUGGUGAAAAAUGAGACUGUACAAUAAAAACCAGCUCAAUCGUAUUGUACAUGGAACAGCUGAACUGUAAAUACGUUAUUUGAAUAUCUGCAGACAUGGUGUCCAAAAUUUUGCUCUGGGUAGGAAUUAGUUGAGAAAUGAUCCCUUAGUUGCUGUUUUCUGGAUGAAUCCUAAUUUAAUGUUUUUUAAGCAUUGAGAUACUUGCAUUUCAGUUGCCGCCUAUCGUUUUCCUGCAUUAAAUGUAUAUUAGCCUUAAAGUGAUUGGGCAUAAUUUUGUAUAACAGAUUUUGUAGUCUGGAGGUAUGAAAAAAUCUUCUGAUUUUUAGUACCUUUGAAAACUACCUGAGAACUAGACUUGAUAUUUAUUUAGCAGUAGGGCUUAUGGGUUUUGUUCUCCCAAAGGGGUUAAUCUUGAGGUUGUGAAUGUAAAUAACCAUUUGAGUUCUUUAUAAGGUGACGUUUUGGUUUGGUUUUGUCCCUCAGGGUUACUAUUUCUAACUGUACUUUUGUAAGAUCCCGGGUUCUUUUCCCCAGGUUGCAGUAAGGAAUAGGUUUGCCGCUGUUGGUUUCGUGCCGCAUCUGUCUGUCAGUAUGCGCUUUCUACCGCCAGACCCUUCCCAGCGAGUAGCGUUUCGUCCCACCGCCGGUCUCUUUGCACUGUCCCCUCCUGGUUAUUUCAGACACAAAGAGAAUGUCUAACAGAUACAAACCAAAUGGAACAUGUAAAAAUAAUGUACAUUUUCGCUGUAUUUUUAAGUUAUUGACAGUCU
Molecule: messenger RNA, 3465 nt
Organism: Gavia stellata (red-throated loon)
Lineage: Eukaryota; Metazoa; Chordata; Aves; Gaviiformes; Gaviidae
Gene: EXOC6
Product: exocyst complex component 6
Exons: 22
Coding region: 55-2490 (811 amino acids)
Biological process (GO): intracellular protein transport; exocytosis; Golgi to plasma membrane transport
Cellular component (GO): exocyst; membrane
Source: RefSeq, a predicted model, not a curated record